This is a messenger RNA of Neopelma chrysocephalum (saffron-crested tyrant-manakin), 2223 nucleotides long. Its product is annotated as zinc finger protein 345-like. The transcript has a single exon. Gene Ontology annotation, molecular function: DNA-binding transcription factor activity, RNA polymerase II-specific; RNA polymerase II cis-regulatory region sequence-specific DNA binding. Gene Ontology annotation, biological process: regulation of transcription by RNA polymerase II. Lineage: Eukaryota; Metazoa; Chordata; Aves; Passeriformes; Pipridae. The record is from RefSeq and is a predicted model, not a curated record. The annotation marks the transcript as partial.
ACGACGGUUUGUUGACCGACAACGAGGAGGAGGAGCCUCCCCCGGGCGAGCUGGAGAAGGUGGACCCGGCGGCCGCCGCGGCCUCGGCGGCCAAGCCCAAGCCCUCGGCCGCCAACCCGCCCAACGCCGAGGGCUCCAAACCCGGCGAGGCCCCCCAGAAACCCGACCCCCAGCCCCGCAAGGCCGCGGGGAAGCGCCAGGGCAAGUCGGGCCCCCGCGGCUUCAAGAAGUUCCCGCCGCGGAGCCUCCUGGGCCACGGGCGGUGCCACGACUGCGGCAAAGCUUUGGCCUUCGGCUCCGCCUUCCCCAAGCGCCGGCGCGGGACGGAGCGGCCCCACAAGUGCCCGGAGUGCGGGAAGUGCUUCCGGCUGAGCUCCACCCUCAUCACCCACCAGCGGCGCCACGCCGGCGACAAGCCCUACAAGUGCCCCGACUGCGGCAAGACCUUCAGCGUGGGCUCGGCCUUCAUCCAGCACCAGCGCGUCCACGCCGGCGCCGGCGCCGCGCCCUGCCAGUGCGGCGUCUGCGGCAAGAGCUUCCCGGCCAGCGCCGGGCUGGUGAAGCACCAGAAGCUGCACCUGGAGGAGAAGCCCUACAAAUGCGGCGACUGCGGCAAGGGCUUCAACUGGAACUCCCACCUGGAGCGGCACCGGCGCAUCCACACCGGCGAGAAGCCCUACGCCUGCCCCGAGUGCGGCAAGAGCUUCAGCUGGAGCUCCCACCUCGACCGGCACCGCCGCACCCACGCCGCCGCCCGCGGGGACCCCUCGUGCCGCUGCGCCGGCUGCGGCCACGGGCCGGAGCCGCCGGAGCGCGGGAAGGGCUCGGCGGCGGCCAAGCCGGCGGCCUCGGCCAAGCGCCGGCACGGCGCCGCCGCCGCCCCCGAAAAACCCCACAAGUGCGGGGAGUGCGGGAAGGGCUUCGGCGCCGACGCGGCGCCGGCCAAGCACCGGCAGAGCCACGCCGCCGGCGCCGCCGCCAAGCCCUACGAGUGCGGGGAGUGCGGGAAGAGCUUCGCCUGGAGCUCCCACCUCGACCGGCACCGGCGCAUCCACAUGGGCGAGAAGCCGUUCCGCUGCGGCGACUGCGGCAAGAGCUUCUCCCAGAGCUCCCACCUGGAGCGGCACCAGCGCGUCCACGCCGGCGCCGAGCCGCCGCGCCGGUGCUGCGACUGCGGGAAGAGCUUCCUGGCGGCGCCCGCCAAGCGCCGGCGGCUCUUGGGCGGCGGCGGCGGCGCCGAAAGGGCCUCCAAGUGCGGCGAGUGUGGGAAGAGCUUCCCGUGGGAGAGGAGCCACCACAAGUGCGGCGAGUGCGGGAAGAGCCUCCCGGCGCGGGCGGAGGGCGCGGUGAGGCACCAGGGCACCCAGACCGGCGAGAAGCCGUACGCCUGCCCCGAGUGCGGGAAGAGCUUCGGGCAGAACUCGGCGCUGGUGAAGCACCGGCGGAUGCACACGGGGGAGAAGCCCUACGAGUGCGGGGACUGCGGGAAGAGCUUCGGCGUCCGCUCCAACCUCAUCAAGCACCAGCGGACGCACCUGGGCGAGAAGCCCUACAAGUGCCCCGAGUGCGGCAAGGGCUUCAUCCAGAAGUCCGACCUCACCAAGCACCGGCGGAUGCACACCGGGGAGAAGCCCUACGAGUGCAACGUGUGCGGGAAGUGCUUCAGCGUCUCCUCCAACCUCAUCAAGCACCAGCGCAUCCACCUGGGCGAGAAGCCCUACCAGUGCUCCGAGUGCGGCAAGAGCUUCAUCCAGCGCUCCGAGCUCACCAUCCACCAGCGCGUGCACACCGGCGAGAAGCCCUACAAGUGCCCCGAGUGCGGCAAGUGCUUCAGCCGCAGCUCCCACCUCAACCGGCACCAGCGAACCCACGGCGGGGACAAGCCCAAGGCGGUGGCGGCCGCCGGUGGUACUGCCGUGGCCACCGAGGUGCCGCCGCCGCCGCCGGGCUCCGGGGGCUUCCCCGGCGCCGCCUUCCCGUCCCCGGUGGCCUCGCUGGGGUCGUUCCCGGCGUCGCCCUCGGCGCUGCCCGUGCCGGCGCUCUCCGGCCCGGCCCUGGAGCUGCCCUGGGCGCUCUCGUUCCCCGGCCGCGCCUUCGCCCACCCGUCGUUCGCCCCGGCCCCACCCGCGGGCGCCCAGACCCCCUCGCUCAUCAACUGAGGCUCCCGGUGCUCCCGGUGCUCCCGGUGCCCAACUGGGAUGGGUUGGACGCACAGACCCAACA